AUGUCUAUCCUCGUCAGGUUAGAAUCUCAGCUGAGGGCAAAUAUUUUCAAAUGUAUUCAACCGUUCCCUUGUUUUUUGGUAACUUUUCGCAAAAGGAAGAUUCAAAAAAAAUUUCACCCCCUCCUAUUCUUAUUUGAGACUCUAAAAAUAGCAUACAGAGUUAUUACUGCUUUGUGGAGUCUCCAGAAAGAAAUAAUGCUGUUAUUGGUGACAAAUAGACAUGACCUAUCGCCAACCAUAACUUCGACCCUAUUUUUUUUGCUCACUGUGCUUUAA
Phytomonas sp. EM1 is the source of this 276-nucleotide messenger RNA. The record is from the annotation of a GenBank genome assembly. NCBI's taxonomy places the organism in Eukaryota, Euglenozoa, Kinetoplastea, Trypanosomatida, Trypanosomatidae.